Molecule: messenger RNA, 2565 nt
Organism: Colletotrichum phormii
Lineage: Eukaryota; Fungi; Ascomycota; Sordariomycetes; Glomerellales; Glomerellaceae
Product: heterokaryon incompatibility protein-domain-containing protein
Exons: 1
Coding region: 1-2565 (854 amino acids)
Source: RefSeq, a predicted model, not a curated record
AUGGAUUCCCAAUCACUUGUGGUCGUUGCCGGCAUUUCUCGCUAUGCUGAAAGUGGCAAAAGCUCGCGGCCGCUCACACAGGUCCACGAGACAGUCUUCUCAUAUCUGUAUUGCAUAGUCCACCAUUUGAGUAUUGAAAAACUCAGCACCGAACCACCUUUGACAAGUUACUUUAAGUAUGAACCGUUCGAUCUAGACCGAGCACACUUUCGACUCGUUAUACUUCACAAAGGCUCCAAACACGACGAGAUUCGCUGCAGCCUUUUUCAAGCAUGCCUUCCCGAUCGCCAAAGCCAAAAGACGGAAGCAAGCAUCCAAGACGUUGAAAUCUUUCUACCAUAUGAAGCUUUGUCGUACUGUUGGGGUGACGAUGCCAGAUUGCGCAACAAGAUCACAGUCGACGAGAAAGCGCUCUUCAUCACUGAUAAUCUACUCGACGCUCUUCGAAAUGUGAGGCGAACUGAGGUAGAUCGCAUCCUCUGGGCUGAUGCUAUUUGCAUCGACCAAAGCAACGUCCUAGAGCGUGGCCAUCAAGUUGGAUGGAUGGGCGAAGUGUACAAGCAUGCUAAUGAAGUUUUAUGCUGGCUGGGACAUGUGGAACACACCACCAGUCCGAUACUUGCGCUGCUUGAGAAGUUCAAGCGCGAGGUUCCACAAAAAGCAUGGAAGGGUUGGUCUGUUGACGAUCAUGGAUGGCGUGGGGUCUGGGAGCGAGUGCAUGUGGAUCCAACACGGCACGACUACCAUUCGCAGCUCAAGGACCUGAUGGCUAAUGCCUGGUUCAGUCGGGUGUGGAUUUUACAAGAGGUGGCUAACGCUCGCAGAACGUCAAUUGGCUGUAGUGAGGGCUGGAUCGACGGGAAGGCCUUCGCCAUGGCACCGUCACUUCUCAAUGUGGACCCAGGCACGCAGUGUCAGGCAGUAAUUGACAUCAUGCCAGGUCCAACGCGGUCGUCUUCAUGGUGGGCCCAAAAGCCGAACAUAUGCUCCCUCUUGUGGAGGUUCAGAGAGAGUCAAGCGACUGAUCCCCGCGACAGACUCUAUGCGCUCUUAGGUCUUGCUUCUGACUUGAAAGGGAAGAUUAGAAGACUCAAAGCAGAUUACACAAUAUCAGAAGAAGCAGUUGCGAGAGAUGUUCUGUCUUAUUUAUAUGGCAGCGACAUGUCCAUCGGUACCAUCAAUCGACCGAGAAUUGCUGGUAUUCAGGCAAGAAUUCUGAAUUAUUCCGCCGCAGCACUAGAGAAAGUUGUCUUCUCGGGAGUGGACGUCAAAGCCGUGGAUGACUAUGUACGGAGAGAAAAUUCAAUGGUCUGGCUCACAGAAGACAUCGUUCAGAUAUUAACGAAGGAUUAUUCCGGCGGGAAGGUGAUGGAGCUCCUGAUAAGAGAACAGGCAAACAUGGUCGUGACAGAGCGCCUUGUCAAAUUCAUAGCUCGCAAUUUCGGCAGCGAUUGUUUGAGGCUGCUGCUGGAUCGACGAUACAGAGAAGUCGUUAUCACAGAGAAGAUCAUCGAAGCCGCUGCAGGGAACCGGAAGUCUGGCGCCCAGAUCAUAGAGCUGCUGCUCGACGGACGGACAAUUAUCGACGUUACCGAAAGCUUCCUCGUAGCCCUUUUCAGCAACUUCAACAGUAAUUGUCUGAAGCUGCUGCUAGAUCGACGAGGCGGAGAAGUCAACAUCACAGACAAGGUCGUUGAGGCCGCUGCAAGGAACCGGGAGUCUGGCGCCCAGAUCAUAGAGCUGCUACUGGAUCGACGAGGCGGAGAAGUCAACAUCACAGACAAGGUCGUUGAGGACGCUACAAGGAACCGGGAGUCUGGCGCCCAGAUCAUAGAGCUGCUGCUGGAUCGACGAGGCGGAGAAGUCAAUAUCACAGACAAAAUCGUUGAGGACGCUACAAGGAACCGGGAGUCUGGCGCCCAGAUCAUAGAGCUGCUACUGGAUCGACGAGGCGGAGAAGUCAACAUCACAGACAAGGUCGUUGAGGACGCUACAAGGAACCGGGAGUCUGGCGCCCAGAUCAUAGAGCUGCUACUGGAUCGACGAGGUAGAGAAGUUAACAUCACAAACAGGGUCGUUAUAGCCGCUGCAGAGAACUGGGAGUCUGGCGCCCAGAUCAUAGAGCUGCUACUGGAUCGACGAGGCGGAGAAGUCAAUAUCACAGACAAGGUCGUUGAGGCCGCUGCAAGGAACCGGGAGUCUGGCGCCCAGAUCAUAGAGCUGCUGCUGGAUCGACGAGGCGGAGAAGUCAAUAUCACAGACAAAAUCGUUGAGGACGCUACAAGGAACCGGGAGUCUAGCGCCCAGAUCAUAAAUCUACUGCUAGAUCGACGAGGCGGAAAUGUCAAUAUCACAGACAAAAUCGUCGAGGCCGCUACAAGGAACCGGGAGUCUGGCGCCCAGUUCAUAAAGCUGCUGCGAGAUCGACGAGGUAGAGAAGUUAACAUCACAAACAGGGUCGUUAUACCCGCUGCAGAGGACUGGGAGUCUUGCGCCCGGAUCAUAGAGAUGCUACUGAAUCAACGAGGCAGAGUGUCAGAGCCCUCCCCGAUAGGGGCUAGUUAG